Oryzias latipes (Japanese medaka) is the source of this 2452-nucleotide messenger RNA. RefSeq names its product myotubularin related protein 6 (gene mtmr6). Lineage: Eukaryota; Metazoa; Chordata; Actinopteri; Beloniformes; Adrianichthyidae. Gene Ontology annotation, biological process: phosphatidylinositol dephosphorylation. Gene Ontology annotation, molecular function: phosphatidylinositol-3-phosphate phosphatase activity; phosphatidylinositol-3,5-bisphosphate phosphatase activity. Gene Ontology annotation, cellular component: nuclear envelope; cytoplasm. The record is from RefSeq and is a predicted model, not a curated record.
UUUACGCGGAUGGAGGGAUGAAGGAAUGAAAAAAAAAACACUUAUCGUAUACCGCAAAGAACAAGAACAGUGAGAUAGUACAGCAGUUUAAUGUAUUAAGCUAUAAAUGACACCGUUGUUUCUGUUAGGCCGCUUUUGAACCUUUUUAAUAAAAGGCUGACACCCGACUGGCGACUCGGAGAAAUGGAACAUAUCCGAACGCCGAAGGUGGAGCAAGUGAGGCUGUUGGACCGUUUCAGCAACAAAUCCACAAAUGGUACGCUGUACCUCACAGCUACACAUCUCAUCUUUGUGGAGAGUAGCUCAAACAACUCCACAUCUGCCGGGCAGGAGAUCUGGAUUCUGCACCACCAUAUAGCCACUGUGGAGAAACUCAGCCUGACCACCACAGGCUGUCCUCUGGUCAUUCAGUGCCGGAACUUCAGGGUGGUUCAUUUUGUGGUGCAGAGAGAACGAGACUGCCAUGAUGUUUACAGCUCCUUGCUGCGUCUUCUAAGACCAGUUUGCUUCGAGGAACUCUAUGCGUUUUCCUACAACCCCAAACAAAACGAUCAGGAGAGGGAGGAAGGAUGGCAGCUCAUUGACCUGGGGGCAGAGUUUGAGCGAAUGGGCGUCCCCUGUGACCAAUGGCAGCUCACUGAUGUUAACAGAGACUACAAGGUUUGUGAGACAUAUCCACAAAACCUAUAUGUUCCCAUCACAGCCAGUAAGCCCAUCAUCGUGGGCAGCUCCAAGUUCAGAAGCAAAGGACGCUUUCCUGUGCUCACAUAUUUCUACCAAGAGAAGAAGGCAGCAGUGUGUCGCUGCAGUCAGCCUCUUUCUGGGUUCAGCGCACGAUGCCUGGAAGAUGAAAGUAUGCUGCAGGCCAUCAGCCGAGCCAAUCACAACAGCCGAUUUAUUUACGUCAUGGACACAAGGCCAAAGUUGAACGCUCUGGCUAACAGAGCAGCAGGGAAAGGUUACGAGAAUGAGGACAACUACUCCAACAUCCGCUUUCAGUUUGUUGGGAUUGAAAACAUCCACGUGAUGAGGACAAGCUUGCAGAAGUUACUAGAAGUGAUUGGCACUCGAUCUCUUUCCAUGAGUGACUACCUGGUGGGACUAGAAAAUUGUGGCUGGCUGCGGCAUAUCAAGGCAGUGACGGAUGCUGCCAUCUUUCUUGCCAAGGCGGUGACAGUGGAGGGAGCAAGUGUGCUGGUUCACUGCUCAGAUGGAUGGGACAGAACUGCCCAAGUCUGUUCGCUGGGAGCACUGCUCAUGGACCCCUAUUAUCGCACUAUUAAGGGCUUCAUGGUACUGAUAGAGAAAGACUGGAUCUCAUUUGGUCAUAAGUUUGCAGACAGGUGUGACCAGUUGGAUGGCGAUCCAAAGGAGGUGUCUCCUAUCUUCACUCAGUUCCUGGAGUGUGUCUGGCAGCUCACUGAGCAGUUCCCACAGGCAUUUGAGUUCAGUGAGUGGUUCCUGCUGCAGAUCCACGAGCAUGUCCACUCGUGUCAGUAUGGAAACUUCCUCGGCAACAAUCAGAGACAGAGAGAGGAGUUACAGCUAAGAGAGAGAACUCACUCAUUGUGGGCGUUUCUAAUGAGCGAAAGGCAAAAUUACCUAAAUCCAUUCUACAGUCCUGCCUACUCUGAAGCACAUCCUGUGCUGCAACCCUCCACCCUGCCUUAUCAUUUCAAGUUUUGGAGAAACAUGUACCACCAGUUUGAUCGGUCCAUGCACCCGCGGCAGUCCAUCCUCAAAGCCAUUCUGACUCUGAAAGAGAAGACCUGCAAAGCAGAGAGCACGCUGCAUGCACUGGAGAAUAGGCUCCAACAGCACGGCGUAGCUCCCAUGGCAACCUCUGACACCCCUGCACCUCCUCCAAGUAGAGAUCAACGCUCCAACCCCCUGCCGCCACGCCCUGACUCUCUCAUCCUGGGUGCUCCUGUCAACCACAAAGAAGUGGAGCGUCACCAGGAGGAGGAUGAGCAGGGAGAGGAGGCACUAGAGAGCACCAACUCUGAGCGGACUGUAGAGGGCAGUAGCGGCACCGAGAGCCGAAAGCAGAGCUAUGGAGAGCUGGAAGGCAAACACAAUGAGGAGCUGGCCAAGGAAGAGCCAGCUGUUGUAAGUCUGGAGUUUGGUGUGGCACGUAUGACCUGCUGAAACCAAACCCAAUAAUAGUGGGACGCAGAGAGGCUAAGAGUCAGGAAUUGUACCGAAAAUCUUCAUGUGUUUGCUUGUGUCAAAGGCAAGCUUGUUAUGUGUGAUAGUGCUGCGAUUGUAUGAUGGUCCUCAAUGGACAGAGUGACUGAAAUUGUAUGCCUGUAUAGUCUAAUAUCUGUGGAAAGCCUCAUAAUACUAUCAUAUACUGCAUCUAUAAUAAAAAAAGCCUGUUUUUUUUUAUGAAUGUUGUAAAGUACUAUAGAAACUCAUGAACAGAAGAAGAGAAUAAAUGCAUCAAAAACGA